GCGAGAGAGAGGUUUGCCACCUUCGCAACUGUGCCAAUGGCGACCUGCUGCAGCAUCUCCCUGCCGUCGUCGCCAUGGCUCCUCCUGCUGGCGGUCCUCAUCAUCGGCGACGCCGCGGCUGUGAUGGCGGUGCCCACCAGGCCGCUGCUGCGCAUCGCCGAGCCGCCAACCGCGCCGGGCACGGCAGCGGGGCCCGCCGGCGCGUCGCGGCCCGGGGGCGGCCGAGGCGGGAGGCUGCCUGACCGGUCGGUGGCCGGCGCCGAGGUGAUCCUCGCCGGGUUCGCUGCCGCGGUGAUGGUCAUCGUCUUCUGCUAUAUCAGGGUCACCAGGAGAAACAGCGGCGGCGUAGGACUGGGAGGGAAGCAGCAGCGCUUGUGAGGAUCCUACCCUGAGCUUCUAACGAGCGGAUUGGUCGUCCUAGGAUUUCUUUUUCUCAGUUCACGCUUUAGAGGCUCGUAGUAAAGGGUGUGUGGUGGCAUACUGGGAUGAGAAGACGGUAGAGGUAGUAUUAACCAUAUACAAUCUUGUCAGUCAAAACAACAUCGAUUAAAUAAAGUUAUGACUUAUGAA
This is a messenger RNA of Zea mays, 570 nucleotides long. RefSeq lists its product as uncharacterized. The transcript has a single exon. NCBI's taxonomy places the organism in Eukaryota, Viridiplantae, Streptophyta, Magnoliopsida, Poales, Poaceae. The record is from RefSeq and is a predicted model, not a curated record. The coding region runs from base 37 to 378 and encodes 113 amino acids.